Medicago truncatula (barrel medic) is the source of this 5797-nucleotide messenger RNA. Its product is annotated as acetyl-coenzyme A carboxylase carboxyl transferase subunit beta, chloroplastic-like. NCBI's taxonomy places the organism in Eukaryota, Viridiplantae, Streptophyta, Magnoliopsida, Fabales, Fabaceae. Gene Ontology annotation, cellular component: chloroplast; acetyl-CoA carboxylase complex. Gene Ontology annotation, molecular function: acetyl-CoA carboxylase activity. The record is from RefSeq and is a predicted model, not a curated record. Gene Ontology annotation, biological process: malonyl-CoA biosynthetic process; fatty acid biosynthetic process.
UCCAAUUGCAAAAACUUAUGUUUCAUAAUUUUAGAAUCAAUUCUAAUCUAAAUUGUAUACAAAUUACGAUAAUGUAUGUUAUUCCUCGAAUCGUUCGUUGAGAGGUAUAAAGGAUUAAAUCCCUUUAAGUAAGAAAUAAAGUUUUUGAUCGUGAUAUGAAUCACGCAAGGGACCCCUUAACUAUUAAGGGAUCUAUAGAACGAAUCGCACUUUUACCACUAAACUAUACCCGCUACAAUACAAUUAUUGUAUAUAAAAGGAUCUUUUGUCGAACAAGGGAAUACGUCCUAAUUAUGCAAUAGGUGCAUAAUUUUACGAUAAUUAGAGUGUUGACGUGUUUCGUAAAGGGGCCCCCUAAUGAAAUUUAGAAAAGGGGGCGAAUCUUAUUUUUGGAUUUUUUUUUUGCUGAAGGUAUAAAAAAUGAAAUCAAUAAUUCUCUCUUUAUUUCUAUUUAUUUAUAGAUAAUAAAUAGAAAAAAAAAAGACAGAAAAGAUAUAUCAAAUGACUAUCAAUCAAUAAGAUAUAAAGAGGGCUUUUUUCGAGCCCUACUUUUUGUUCUUUUUGUUUAUGCGAUGUAUCAUAAGCAUAAUAAUUCUUUUUUUUGAAUUGGGGAGAGAUGGCUGAGUGGACUAAAGCGGCGGAUUGCUAAUCCGUUGUAUGAAUUUUUGUACCGAGGGUUCGAAUCCCUCUCUUUCCGUUUAUUGAUGAUUUGGUAUUUUUUUCUUUUGAAAUUAUGGAGUUUCUUUUUUUUUCUUCCCUCUUUGUUUAAUUUUUUUUACUAGUUAAAGAUGUAAAAUAGAUAAAAAAACAAAAAAUAUUUCAAAAUCCAGCACAAGUAAGCAAAACAAAAAAGAUUUUCUUAUUCUUCACGUCCAGGAUUACGUCCUGGAUCAUUAGAUAGGAAUCCGAAGAUGAAAAGAGAAACAAAGAAUAUCACUAUCGUGUAAACAAAUAGUUUUAGAGUAAGCAUUACAAAAUCUCCAAGAUAAUAAAAAAAAAACGCCAGAGAAAGAGAAUAGAUUCUCUUCUAUUUCAUAUUAUGUUUCCUUUGAUACUAAGUUUAUAAAAAAUGAAGUAAUUUCAAAAAAAAAACUUAGGAAAUUUUUAUGUAGUAAGAAUUGAGUCUUUAUAUUACCAAAAUUUUUUUCAUAUCCACAAUUCAAGAUCUAGGUAUUGGUGGUGGACUCCAAUCGAAUAAUAGAAUUUUCAUUUUUUAAUGGAAAAAACAGAAAUGAUGAGAUGGUCCAGAUUUUUAUUGUCUAUCCAAAAAUUUAAAUAUUUGGAAUCAAGGAUUUACGCCGUAAAACUUAUCUGAUCUUUAAAAAUGUUAUCAUUUUUAUUUUCGAAUCUUAAUAAUUUUUUUCGGACAUUAUUCAAAUUAAAGAUCUUAUCGAAAACUUACAGCAGCUUGCCAAACAAAAGCUAAGAGAAAAAAGAGUAAGGGUAUUACUGGCAUAAAAUCUACAAUUGGAUUCAAAAAAGCGUAGGCUUCAGGUAAUUUUGCCAAGAAAAAACUACUUGAAUAAAGGGCAGAGUUAAUACAAAUACAGACCAAGCUAAAGAUAUUAAGCAUAACAAAAAUGUUGUUCUUUAAGAAAAUAAAUUGUAUUUUUGCUUUUUUUGAAUUCUCAUUUUUAUUGUAUUUUUUUAUAUUAUGUUAUUAUUAUAUAUAUGAUAUGAUUUAUUAUAUAUAUAAUUUUAUAGAAUUUGAUUUAUUAUUAUCAUUUUUAUUUAUUAUACUCUUAUAUUAAAAUAUAUUAAAAUGAAAUAGAAAAGAAAAAAUCAAUUUUGAUUUCUAAAUAUAUAUAGAAAUAAUUUGAAAAGAAAAAAUGGAAAAUAAUGGAAUAUAAAUAAGUCAACUAUUGAAUUGAUAUUUAUAGAUAGGAAUAUUACUAAAUCAGUAAAAAAACUAAAAAAAUGAAUCAACUAAGAUCAUACCCCCAAUCCCUUAUUUCAUUUUAACUUAUCCAGUUCAAAACAGUUUCAUUCUGAAAUCCAAAAUCGAAGAAAUCAUAUAUUCAUACAAUAUCUUAAUUGAAUUCUAUGUAAUGAUCAAUAAAUUCAGUUUAAUUCGAUAUUUAUGCAUAUCCAAAUUCUAGUAACAGUUUAAUUUAUUCUAUAGAAUAAAUUUAGAACUGGAAUUGACGAACAACCCAUAAUAGUAUUUAGUAAUGUCGAAUCCUAAAUGGGGCGUGGCCAAGCGGUAAGGCGACGGGUUUUGGUCCCGUUAUUCGAAGGUUCGAAUCCUUCCGUCCCAGGUCAUGGAUAUUCAUGACAUAUCCUUAGAAUAUAAGAAUAUGUCAUGUAUAUUCAUGAUAUAUCCUUAGAAUAUAAGGAUAUAGUAACCGGAAAAAGUAUAUCGGAAUAAAUAUUACCUUUUUUUUUUUCUUAAAGAAAUUCAUUUUUUAGAUUUACAAACUAUGAAAAUAGAAUAUUCAAUUUAUUGAUAGAAUAUCGACUUAAUUUUUAGAUUACAAAUAGUUAUAAAUUUAAAUACUUACUCUAUUAUUACUGAUUUAUAAAAAAAAGUGGAUUUAUAGGUAAAACUUAAAUGACUAUUCAUCUAUUGUAUUUUCAUGUAAAAGGAGGAAAAAGUUCUAUGGAAAAGUGGUGGUUCAAUUCAAUGAUGUUUAAUAGGGGUUUAGAAUACAGGUGUGGUUUAAGUAAAUCAAUAGACAGUUUUGGUCCUAUUGAAAAUAACAGUGUAAAUGAAGACCCAUCUAUUUUAACUGAUAUGGAUAAUAUUAUUUUAAUUGAUAUGGAUAAUACUAUUCAUGUAGAUGUCAGGGUUGUAAAAACAAUAGUGAGAAUUCUAGUUAUAGACAUGAACAUACCGAAUUUACUAUCUGAUAAAACUUUUUUAGUUAGCGAUAGUAAUAGUUAUUUCAUAUAUGAUUGGAAUAAUAUCAUUAAUAGUUGUAUUGAAGGUUAUAUGCUUUCUGAAAUCGGUAUUGAUAGUUCCAUUAUACAUAAUAUCAUUGAGAAUAACAAUGAGAAUAAUCCGCAGGAGGAGGAUAAAAAUGAAAAAUUACACAAGUCCAGUUAUAGAUUUGAUUACAGAUUUGAUUACAGAUUUGAUGUUAGAUUUGAAGUCAGAUUUGAAACUGAUAGUGAUAAAGAAAAGGAUAGUGGCAAUGAUGAUGAUAAGCUCCAAAAGGCUAGUGACAUUUUAGAACCUGUAAAUUACAGUGCUGAAAAUUACAGUGAUAGCGACAAUGAUAGCGACGAUAAUGAUCCUGAUGAUGAUUAUGAUACGCUCCAAAAGGGUACUGACACUUUAGAACCGGAAAAUGACAAUGAUACUGAUGAUUAUGAUAAGAUCCAAAGGGCUCAUUACAUUUUAGAACCGGAAAAUGACAGUGAUACUGAGCCUGAUGAUGAGCCUGAUUAUGAGCCUGAUGAUGAGCCUGAUGAUGAGCCUGAUGAUGAUGAUAAGCUCCAAAAGGCUAGUGACAUUUUAGAACCGGAAAAUCCUAGUGAUAGUGAGAAGGUCCAAAAUAGUAGUGAAAUCGAGAGUACUGGUAUAAUGGAAAAUCCUAGUGAUAGUGAGAAGGUCCAAAAUAGUAGUGAAAUCGAGAGUACUGGUAUAAUAAGAAAAGAUUUUUCGCAUUUGUGGGUUGCCUGCGACAGUUGUUAUGGAAACAAUUAUAAGAGAUUUUUUAAAUCAAAAAUGAAUAUUUGUGAAUACUGUGGAUGUCAUUUGAAAAUGAGCAGUUCAGAUCGAAUCGAACUUUUGAUUGAUCCAGGUACUUGGAAUCCUAUGGAUGAAGACAUGUUCCCUGUGGAUCCCAUUGAAUUUAAUUCGGAAGACGAACCUUCUGAAAAAGGUUUGGAAGACGAAGACGAACCUUCUGAAAAUAGUUUGGAAGACGAACCUUCUGAAAAUAGUUUGGAAGACGAAGACGAACCUUCUGAAAAUAGUUUGGAAGACGAACCUUCUGAAAAAGGUUUGGAAGACGAAGACGAACCUUCUGAAAAAGGUUUGGAAGACGAAGACGAACCUUCUGAAAAAGGUUUGGAAGACGAAGACGAACCUUCUGAAAAUAGUUUGGAAGACGAAGACGAACCUUCUGAAAAUGAUGAUUAUCAAAAUCGUCUUGAUUCUUAUCAAGACAGAACCGGAUUACUGGAUGCGGUUCAAACAGGCACAGGUCAAGUAAAUGGUAUUCCUGUAGCAAUAGGUAUUAUGGAUUUUGAGUUUAUGGGAGGUAGUAUGGGAUCCGUAGUGGGUGAGAAAAUCACUCGGUUGAUUGAAUAUGCUACCAAUCAACGUUUACCUCUUAUUAUAGUAUGUGCGUCUGGAGGAGCGCGUAUGCAAGAAGGAAGUUUGAGCUUAAUGCAAAUGGCUAAAAUUUCUGCUUCUUUAUAUAAUUAUCAAAUCAAUCAAAAGUUAUUCUAUGUACCGAUACUUACAUCUCCUACUACUGGUGGGGUAACAGCUAGUUUUGGAAUGUUGGGGGAUAUCAUUCUUGCCGAACCCGAUGCUUACAUAGCAUUUGCAGGUAAAAGAGUAAUUGAAGAAACGUUGAAGAUCGAAGUGCCCGAAGGUAUACAAUCGGCUGAAUUUUUAUUCGAAAAGGGUGCAUUUGAUUCACUCGUACCACGUAAUUAUUUAAAAGAGGUUUUAAGUGAGUUAUUGCAUUUCCAUGGUUUCUUUCCUUUGACUCAAACUGAAAACUAAUUCAGACUCUAAUUUGAUUUUUGUAUAAUAAAUUAUUAUUAUACAAAAAUCAAAUUAGAACACACAGUAAUAAGAUAAGAAUAGAAAUAAUAAAAAUAAAAACAUUUAUUAUCAUACACAUGUUUCUUGUAGAAAUAGAGGGCAAAAUAAAUCCAGUUAUUUCGUUCUACACUCUUUAUUUUUAAUAAAAAUUUAUUAUUUUUAGAUUUUUCCUUUUGAUUCUUAAUAAAUCUUAUUCAUUUUUUUCUUUGAUUAUGUAUUUAUUAUAUUAUAUACUUAAUUAUGUAUACUCCGUAUAUAAUAGAUAUAUCUAUCUAUUCAUCUCUAUUCAUUUAGAUAUACUUAGUAUAAGUCUAUAUGAAUUCUAGUGAUUAUAGACUAUCUUUAAUAUAAGAAAAAUCAAAAUAUAUAUUAUUAAUAUAACAAUCAACAAAAAAUAACAUAACAGGUACAAAUACGAAAUUGAGGUACCCCAUUUUAUGAUAAACUUACCUUCCCUUUUUGUUCCUUUAGUGGGCCUAGUAUUUCCGGCAGUUGCAAUGGCUUCUUUAUUUCUUCAUGUUCAAAAAAACAAGAUUUUUUAGAUACGGGCAAAAGUACUACUAUUAAUAUUACCUUAAUAAGAUAAGGAGGAUUUAAUAUAACAACAAAAAUAUUAAUAUAACAAUAAAAAAAAAAAAAAUAACAGGUACAAAUAUGAAAUUGAGGUACCCAUUUUAUGAUAAACGUUUAUGUGUUUUUAGUGGGCCUUGUCUUAAUUGUAAUGUCUGCUUUAUUGGUUAAUGUUCCAAAAUUUAUUAGUUGGGGAUCAGAAAAACAUGGUUGUCGUUCACAAGACGCAUGGCUUGACAUUGUACCGGGGUCCCGAAAACCAAUCAAUUUCUUCUGGGCUUCUUUCACUCUUUUAGGUUCAUUAGGGGUGUUAUAUCUUUCAGUUUCCAGUUAUUAUGGUAGACAUUUUUUCUCUUUGAUUUCAUCUGAAUUUGUAGUUCCUUUUUUGCCACAAGGGGUCACCCUGACUUUCUAUGGAAUCGCAGGUCUCUUUCUAAGUUUACAUUGGUGGCUUCUAAUUUUUUGGAAUGUGGGGAGUGGUUAUAAUUUUUUCGAUAAAAAAAA